Messenger RNA from Eurytemora carolleeae, 1265 nucleotides. RefSeq names its product homeobox protein aristaless. Gene Ontology annotation, molecular function: RNA polymerase II transcription regulatory region sequence-specific DNA binding; DNA-binding transcription factor activity, RNA polymerase II-specific. Gene Ontology annotation, biological process: regulation of transcription by RNA polymerase II. The coding region runs from base 194 to 1180 and encodes 328 amino acids. NCBI's taxonomy places the organism in Eukaryota, Metazoa, Arthropoda, Copepoda, Calanoida, Temoridae. The record is from RefSeq and is a predicted model, not a curated record. The transcript is spliced from 6 exons.
GGCAAGAGAGAAACCGUGACGGGUCGGGGAUCCACCCCGGCUACCCGGCCCGGGGUAUAUCACAUCUAAGAGUGCUCAUCAAAAUUAACAAAAUCAUUUAGUUUUUGACAAACAGUUGAAUAGAGGCCUGUGUAUUGAUUAGAUUAGAAGAUUUGAAAACAGGAUUUUAUUUCUAAUCUAAACCAGCUGUUGGAUGCAAGUAGACUCAGAUCGGCGCAGAAUGACGAUUGGACGAGAACUAGAAAGAAGGGAGCUCGAAAGACGAGAAUUGGAAGGACGAGACGAGAUGGACGAGGAGAUCAAUGUUGAUCUAGUGGACGACAUCAAGGAGGAGAAGGACGGGGACGAGAGUCCUGAUAUGGAAUACAGUUUACAAAGACGAAAGCAGCGACGAUACAGGACGACCUUCACCUCCCUACAGCUGGACGAACUAGAGAAAGCAUUCUCUCGGACACAUUACCCAGACGUUUUUACCAGGGAAGAAUUAGCCAUGAAAAUAGGACUUACUGAAGCCAGGAUACAGGUUUGGUUUCAGAACCGGAGAGCUAAAUGGAGAAAACAGGAGAAGGUUGGACCCAACGGACUACCCUACUCCCCCUACCCUCAGUCCAUGGGACUAGGGUCCAGUUUACCGUCUUCGAUGUCAAAUCCGUACGCGUCCCUUCUCCCGCGUCGAAGCUUCGAACAUCCCCUCUCCUCCGUUCUACCAAGUUCGAGUCCUGGUCCAGGGUUGACAUCAAGUUCGAAAUCAUUGCUCAAUAGUAUUCCGUCCUUUCUUCCUCCCGGCCUGUCCCACAUGUCCUCUCUUCACCGUCCUCAGUUUCUUCAUCCUAUGUUCCAACCGUCCUUUCAACAGCUUCUAGCAGGACUAUCAGCAGUUCGUCCUAGGCUGGAUAUACCGGACUAUUCUUUUCUCUUGGGUUCUCUUCCGUCUACCACGCAUUCGUCCUCAUCCCUUCUCAGCACUCUAGCAACGUCCUCGCUUCCUCCUUCUCAUCCGUUCUCUGUAUCAUCUCUCUUCAAUCCUUCUCCUCCUCCUCCUCCCUCCUCCUCUUCUCUCCUCUCCCCCUCCUCUCUCUCCUCCGCCUCACAAUCUCCGCCAACGGAGCGCGAACGGAGAAUUGAUUCCAUCGCUUCCUUGCGAAUGAAAGCUCUUCAAGAAUCUGAAACCAAAUCCUAGAAUGAUAUCCCGUCCUUGCUUGUCUUUGCUUUAAAAUUUAAUGGUGUCUAAUUGUAAAAAAUGAAAAUAAACUAUUUAAGUAUAA